Molecule: messenger RNA, 1063 nt
Organism: Arachis ipaensis
Lineage: Eukaryota; Viridiplantae; Streptophyta; Magnoliopsida; Fabales; Fabaceae
Product: short-chain dehydrogenase PC-15-like
Cellular component (GO): endoplasmic reticulum
Molecular function (GO): oxidoreductase activity
Source: RefSeq, a predicted model, not a curated record
UUCUGACAUCAAUUAACCUAAUAAACAUUAUAUUCAAGAAUUAUGAGUGAUCCUAAAAUUGUACUAGUCACUGGCUGUGCCAUAGGUGGCAUUGGCUAUGAAUAUUGCAAGGCAUUUGCCGAGAAAAAUUGCCAUGUCUUUGCUUCAGACAUCUCAACAAGGAUGCAAGACAUGAAACAAUUGGAGUCACACAGCAACAUAGAAACACUCGAAAUUGAUGUAUCUUCAGAUCAAAGUGUUAAUUCGGCGGUUUCAACCGUUAUAUCAAAGCGCGGUCGCAUUGAUAUUCUGGUUAACAACGCCGGCAUAGGUAGCACCGGUCCGUUAGCCGAAUUGCCACUCGACGCAAUUCGCAAAGCGUGGGAAAUCAACACGUUGGGACAACUUAGAAUGGUUCAGCAUGUUGUCCCUCACAUGGCUUCUAGCAGGAGUGGGAGAAUAGUCAACGUUGGAAGCAUUGUGGGAACCGUGUCGACGCCUUGGGCCGGAUCUUAUUGCUCGAGCAAGGCAGCUGUUAUCGCCAUGUCGAACAGUUUGCGGCUCGAGCUGCGGCCGUUUGGGAUCGACGUGGUUCUCGUCCUCCCGGGAUCUGUUAGGUCUAAUCUCGGGAGGGCGAAUUUGGAGAGAUUGGGGAACCAAGAUUGGAAGCUUUACAAGGAGUUUAAGGAUGCUAUUGCGGAGAGAGCGAGAGCUUCUCAAGGAGAGAAGGCAACGGAUGGAAGAGUUUUUGCAAGGCAUGUUGUGAACAAAGUUUUGAGGACUAGACCACCAAAACAAAUUGCUUUUGGUCACAUGACUGGCUUGUUUGCUUUGCUUUCUUGGUCUCCCAUUUGGGUUAGAGAUAUGUUUUUUUCUACUCGUUUUGGCCUAAACAGAAAGCUAUAAUAAGGAUUUGAAUCUGUUAUUUAACUUGAGAGAAACCUUUGAUCAAUUUUUACUUCGGUAUCUGGCAUAUUGAUCAAUUGAUCUUGAUUCUAGUACCGAACACUUCCAACAUAGUUGUUCUAUUCAUAAUGAUAAGAUUCAAACGUGGGGUGGGAUGUGCCUCAUCCCACUAAGCCAA